AUUUACACGUUUGUACUUUCGCAAUAAACAAGUGAACGUGGAUCUUGUAUUUUAUUCGAUACCAAACCUAUAAACUAUAAAUAUCAACGAAAGAAAGAAUUAAAAUAAAAUAUGAUGUAAUAAGAUACAAGUAUCUUAUUAUUACAAGAUACAAGUAAGAAACAAGAGUACAAUGGAGGAAGGAGAAGGAAGGGAGUAUGAAGAAGAAGUGGGUGAGAUCGAUAAAUAUCCAACUCCUAAAUUAUCAUCUAUCCUCGAAGAUACCACAAAAGCGUUAACACAAAAAGAAGCAGGAGAGUGUCUUCACACAUUAGGAAAAUGCGAUUCCGGCCUUGGUUAUGCUUAUCUGGGAUUGAACGCAUCUAAUAAAGGCUUGACAGAUAUUAGAAUCAUACCAACGUUUAAAUAUGUGCUCUACGUGGACGUUUCCGGAAAUAGAUUAACGACCGAAGCACUUCGCGUUCUUUCGUCGAUGAAAUAUCUCUUGAUGCUUCAAGCUGAUAGGAAUCAUGUGUCUUCCGCGGAAUUGGAUCCUAUGCCUUAUCUUCAGGUUCUUACACUGAAUAAGAAUAAAUUGACAAGUACAUCAGGCAUUUCUCAUAAGCUUUUGGAGUGUUUAGAAUUAAAUCAUAAUAAUAUUGAAGAAAUCACUUUAAAUCCGUACGAUCUUGAGAAGUUGAACAGUCUCGAAUUACGUGGUAAUAUUCUUACCACAACAAAUGGAAUCUUUUUUCCAGGAUUAAUACGAUUAUAUCUCGCAGAAAAUCAAAUAGAAAAAGUGGAAGGUUUAGAAAUAUUAGUUAAUUUAAAAAUUCUACAUCUGAGGAGUAACAAAAUAUCGAAUUUGGAUGGGUUUGAUUCACGUUGUGCCAAACUCAGUUAUUUGAAUCUACGAAAUAACGAAAUUACAAAAAUUUCGGAAUUAGAAAAAUUAAAUUGCUUAACAGCAUUAGAGACUCUAAUUAUUUUGGAAAAUCCUGUAAUAGCCGAUAGAGAAGUAGAGGAAGAAGCUGCUUAUAGGCACAUUGUUUUGGCUAUGUUACCUAACCUAACACGUAUUGACAAGGAUCCAGUACUUUACGACGAAAGGAAAGAGGCUAAAGAAUUUCACAGACAAAUGCUUCGCGAUGGCACAACAUUCGCUGAUUUAGAUUUCAAUCUUUUAACCGCAGGAUAAAAUUAAUAACAUUUACUCUACGUAAUUAUGGGAAUAAAAAAAUAAAAAGCAAAUAGAAAUUAGCAUCGUACGAUAAGUGUAAUUUAAAGAUUAUCAUAUAAAGUAGAUUUCUACAUAAUCGAUUACAUUCAGCAGGUAAGACAAAUUUUGUUGAGUUGUUGACAUUAUUUUUUUAUCAUACUGGUACGAACUUACUGAUUAGUAUUGUUUUUUAAA
This is a messenger RNA of Bombus pyrosoma, 1393 nucleotides long. RefSeq names its product leucine-rich repeat-containing protein 23-like. The record is from RefSeq and is a predicted model, not a curated record. NCBI's taxonomy places the organism in Eukaryota, Metazoa, Arthropoda, Insecta, Hymenoptera, Apidae. Gene Ontology annotation, molecular function: protein binding. The coding region runs from base 173 to 1177 and encodes 334 amino acids. The transcript has 3 exons.